Molecule: messenger RNA, 2365 nt
Organism: Protobothrops mucrosquamatus (brown spotted pit viper)
Lineage: Eukaryota; Metazoa; Chordata; Lepidosauria; Squamata; Viperidae
Gene: FZD8
Product: frizzled class receptor 8
Exons: 1
Coding region: 1-2082 (693 amino acids)
Biological process (GO): canonical Wnt signaling pathway; non-canonical Wnt signaling pathway
Cellular component (GO): plasma membrane
Molecular function (GO): Wnt receptor activity; Wnt-protein binding
Source: RefSeq, a predicted model, not a curated record
AUGGAGCCUCGCUCUUACCUGUUGACCGUGGCUUUUCUGCCGCUCUUCCUGUCUGCCUGGUCGCCCCUGCAAAGGCAACCUAGCGCCGCAGCCGCGGCGGCGGCGGCGGCAGCGGCAGCGGCAGCCGCGGCGGGCUCUUCAUCUGCCAAGGAGCUCUCCUGCCAGGAGAUCACGGUGCCGCUGUGCAAAGGCAUCGGCUACAACUACACUUACAUGCCCAAUCAGUUCAACCACGAUACGCAGGACGAGGCGGGGCUGGAGGUCCACCAGUUCUGGCCCCUGGUGGAGAUCCAGUGUUCGGCGGACCUGCGCUUUUUCCUGUGCAGCAUGUACACGCCCAUCUGUCUGGAGAACUACAAGAAGCCGCUGCCGCCCUGCCGCAGCGUGUGCGAGCGGGCCAAGGCCGGCUGCGCGCCCCUCAUGCGCCAGUACGGCUUCGCCUGGCCGGACCGCAUGCGCUGCGACCGGCUGCCCGAGCAAGGCAACCCGGACAUGCUCUGUAUGGACUACAACCACACCGAUCUCGCGACCGCCGCGCCACAGCCGCAACCCAAGCCGCCGCACCGAAAGCCGGCGGGAGGCGGGACGGGCAGGGGCUCCGGGGCUGUGGUGCCGCCCCCGUCCGCCGCGGACCCCCCACUCCGCAAGAGCCGCCCUCCAACCCCCUGCGAGCCGGGCUGCCAGUGCCGGGCGCCGAUGGUGUCGGUGUCCAGCGAGCGCCACCCGCUUUACAACCGGGUCAAGACGGGUCAGAUCGCCAACUGCGCCCUGCCGUGCCACAACCCCUACUUCAGCCCGGACGAGCGCGCGUUCACCGCCUUUUGGAUCGGCCUAUGGUCCAUCCUGUGCUUCAUCUCCACCUUCGCCACCGUCUCCACUUUCCUCAUCGACAUGGAGCGUUUCAAGUACCCGGAGCGGCCCAUCAUCUUCCUGGCCGCCUGCUAUCUCUUCGUCUCGCUGGGCUAUUUGGUGCGCCUGGUCGCUGGCCACGAAAAAGUGGCUUGCAGCGGCGGAGCGGCAGCGGCUGCGGCGGCGGCGGCUGGAGCGGGAGCAGGACCCGCGGGGCCCGCUGGAGGCGCUGCUGGGGCGGCCGCUGCCGCGGUGGGCGGUCGCGGGGCAGCCGGCGGAGCUGCGGAGCUACAGCCUGACUUGGCGGUGGCUGAGCACGUGCGGUACGAGAGCACGGGUCCUGCUCUGUGCACCAUAGUCUUCCUUUUGGUCUACUUCUUUGGCAUGGCCAGCUCCAUCUGGUGGGUUAUCCUGUCCCUCACCUGGUUCCUGGCGGCGGGCAUGAAGUGGGGCAACGAGGCCAUCGCGAGCUAUGCUCAGUACUUCCACCUUGCGGCUUGGUUACUGCCCAGCAUCAAGUCUAUUGCCGUCCUGGCGCUCAGUUCUGUGGAUGGAGAUCCUGUGGCUGGAAUCUGCUACGUGGGCAACCAAAGCCUGGAGAACCUGCGAGGUUUUGUGCUGGCCCCUCUGCUUAUCUACCUGGCCAUUGGCUCCAUGUUCCUGCUGGCUGGGUUUGUCUCGCUCUUCCGGAUCCGGAGUGUCAUCAAGCAGCAAGGGGGCCCCACCAAGACGCACAAGCUGGAGAAGCUCAUGAUCCGCCUGGGCCUCUUCACCGUGCUUUAUACGGUGCCUGCUGCCAGCGUGGUGGCUUGCCUUUUCUACGAGCAGCACAAUCGCCCCCACUGGGAAGCCACCCACAACUGCCCCUGCCUGCGGGACCAACAGCCUGACCAGGCCCGCCGACCAGACUAUGCGGUCUUUAUGCUCAAGUACUUUAUGUGCCUGGUGGUGGGAAUCACCUCGGGAGUAUGGGUCUGGUCUGGAAAGACGCUGGAGUCCUGGAAGGCUCUCUGCACCCGCUGCUGCUGGGCCAGCAAAGGGACAGCAGUGGCUGUUGCAGGGAGUAUUGGAGCCAGGGCGGGAGGUGGCGGCAUAGGUUCUGCUGCCGCUGUGGGAGGACUGGGGGGUGGAGGGGGGUCUAUGUACAGUGAUGUCAGCACUGGUUUGACUUGGAGGUCUGGCACUGCCAGCUCGGUUUCCUACCCCAAACAAAUGCCUUUGUCCCAGGUGUAAAAUCUGGAAUUGGAACGGAGGAAUGCCGCCCAUCUCUUCUUAAGAAGAAACUUCCCUAUAGGAGCAGGACAGUUCCAGAGGCCCAAGGGCCAGCCUAUUGUCCUCUUCCUCCAUUCCUUGUUAGUCAAUUCUUCCCAUGCUGAAGCUGCAUGUUUCUGUGUUGUUGGUAUAGGAAUUUUCUGAAGACAAGGAUUGCCUUACUUUGCCUUCAGCCAGCACAAGCCCUUUUUGCCCAGUAGGACUUCUCUGCUCUUUCUCCAUCCCUCAAACUCUUGAUACAAUG